ACCCGCGGACGAGGUUGGCGACGCCUCGCCGCCGAGUGGCCGUCUCGUCUCAAAGAAGACGGUGCCUCGUCCACUCUUCCUUUCCUGUAUGACUGGUACAGGCGAACAUUCACUCGCCCCGCACUGUGCCAUCCUAGUUACUCCGCGCAAGCACUCUCCGAUCCGUGCCUUCAAUUCAUGGCGAGCUUUGACUUGGCAGGACAUUCUGCUGCUUUCACUGCCGGUGAUGCUUUAAGUUGGGAUCUAAAGCAGGUAGAUUUGAGUUAUCGGAUACAAUGUUCCGAUGUGGUCCAAAUCCAAUUUACUUUACGCACAUAAUAGCUUUACCAACUCAGAUAUAAGCCACCCUCUCCUUCUUCCCUAUCCUCUCUCUCUCUCUCUCUACUUAUUCCCCCCUCCCCGCCCUUCAUUCCUUGCUCGCUCGCUCUCCUCCCGUUUGGCGCUUCAAUGGCCACCGCCACGGCAGCUCUAUUCUACUUCAUCUUGCUGCUGGUCUUGCCGUUCUCUGCUCGGCACCACGUGGCGGCCUCUGAAGCCUCCGCCAGCGAGAGCGCCCCAAACCCCUUCACGGCCAGGGCGGCCGUGAUCCGGUACUGGAACCGCAAGGUUCCCAAGAGCCGGCCACAGCCAGCCUUCCUCCUCGCCAAGCUUUCCCCGCUCUCUGCCGUUGACUCUGCCACCUUCUCCUCCCUCGCCGCUGCUGACCCGUCCGCACUUUCCACGCGCCUCCCCGCACUCUGCGCCGCCGCUCGGCUCCUCUGCUCCCCCGCCCAAGCCAACACCUACUCUGCCGCCGCCCGCAAGGACGACUCCUCCGCCUUCGCCUCCUACCAGAACUCCAACUUCUCCGACUACGGUACCGGCGCCUCCGGCGGGCGCAGCGCCUUCAAGCACUACUCCGACGACCUCAACGUUCCCGUCGACACCUUCCGACGCUACAGCCGCGACUCCACCGGCCACAACGAUUCCUUCGCCUCCUACGCCCCCGAUGGGAACGUCGUCACCGCAAACUUCACCAGCUACGGCUCCUCCGCCACCGGCGGCGCCGGCGACUUCGCCUCCUACGACCAUGAGUCCAACGUGCCUGACCUCAAGUUCACCAACUACGACGCGGACGCCACCGGUCGCCGUCGGUCAUUCUCCAGCUACUCCGACGACACCAACGCCGGGGACCAGUCCUUCGCCGGAUACGGCAAGGACGGCGACCGCGUGCCCACCUCCUUCACCAGCUACGCCAACAACUCCAACGUCAUCGGCUCCUCCUUCGCCGGCUACGGCGAGGGUGCCAAAGGCGCCAACGACUCCUUCGCGUCCUAUGGGUUCAACGGCAACGUGCCUGAGAACAACUUCCGGUCCUACGGCGCCGGCGGCAACUCUGGGUCGGAGCGGUUCAGCAGCUACCGCGACCAGUCGAACGUGGGCGACGACAGCUUCGCCUCGUACGCCAAGGGAGGCGGCGCCGCUACCGCCGACUUCGUCAACUACGGCGACUCCUUCAACCCGGGCAGCGACUCCUUCAAGGGCUACGGGGAGGGCUCGGCCAAGCACAGGGUCACGUUCAAGAGCUAUGCCGGCGACAACACCUCCUUCAAGGGCUACGCCAAAUCCGACGUCGACUUCAAGUCCUACCGCAACUCCUCCGUCGACCCCUCGUCCUCCUCCGCGCGCGCCGCCGCCACCGCCACCGCCACCGCCUCCCUCCUCUCCCUUCGGCGGGCGGCCGGGAAGCCAUCCAACCGGUGGCUGGUGGAGCCGGGCAAGUUCUUCCGCGAGCAGGACCUGCGGCGGGGAAGCGUGAUGCCGAUGCCGGACAUCCGGGACAAGAUGCCGCCGCGGUCCUUCCUCCCGCGGUCGAUCGCGGGGCGGAUCCCGUUCUCCCCCGCCGAGGUUCGACAGAUCCUCGGGAUCCCGGCGGACACGGCGCUAGGGAAGGCGGUGGGCGACACGGUGGCGGAGUGCGAGCGCGCGCCCAGCCGCGGCGAGACGAAACGGUGCGCCACCUCGGCGGAGGACGUGAUCGACUUCGCGGUGUCGGUGCUGGGGAGCGACGUGGUGGUGCGGAGCACGGCCACCACGGCGGGCUCCAACGCCGACGUCCUCAUCGGGCGAGUGAGCGGUGCGAACGGCGGUAAGGUCACCCGCUCCGUGUCCUGCCACCAGAGCCUCUUCCCCUACCUCGUGUACUACUGCCACUCGGUACCCAAGGUGCGGGUGUACGAGGCAGACAUCCUAGCCGUCCACUCCAAGCAGAAGAUCAACCACGGCGUCGCCAUCUGUCACCUCGACACGUCGGCCUGGAGCCCCACCCACGGUGCCUUCGUGGCGCUGGGCUCCGCGCCAGGGAAGAUCGAGGUCUGCCAUUGGAUCUUCGAGGGGGACAUGACGUGGACGGUCGCCGAUUGAUCCCUCUCGGUCGAGUCGCAGACUCUCUCCCCCCCCACCCUCCACCCCGCCGCCCCGUCUCUCUCUCUCUCUCUCUCUCUCUCUAUAUUAAAUAUAAUAUUUCUCUGCUCCUCACUGUAAAGCCGGGGAAGAAGGAAAAUAACGAGAGACCACAGAAAGAUUUGCCGAAUUCCUCGUCACAAUGUGGGAUUCUGCGAGCGAUUUCGGUUCAAACUUGGGGUGGUGUGGAUGAAGCAGCUUUUGCUCAUGGAGAAAGCCCAGUGAUUUAGCAGUUCAUGUGUAAUGCAUGGAAGGUAAGAUGCCAUAGUUGUAGAACAGGAACCUGUGUCCUCCGGCGACUCGCCUUGAGGGGAUGGACGUGUGUUGUCCUCGACGAUCCUGGGCGAAUGAGGAGUCGCAUUAUCUUGUCAGAUUCAAGUGAGGCUCUUAGGUCACGCUAUUAGCUCGGCGGCGAAGAAGAUUAGAACGCGGCAACGACUCUGUUCUUCGCAGCCGGAUCAACGCAAAAGCCUGCAGAUGUCGAAUGGACAUUGCUGCAAAAUGGCACUUUGUUCUUUUCAUGCAGGAAAAGAAAAGAUCUCUCGCUGCGCUUUAGCUCAGCUUUAACAGUUCAACUUUGAUCUGAUCUCUUCUUUCUCCGUC
Musa acuminata AAA Group (dessert banana) is the source of this 3045-nucleotide messenger RNA. RefSeq names its product BURP domain-containing protein 12-like. Lineage: Eukaryota; Viridiplantae; Streptophyta; Magnoliopsida; Zingiberales; Musaceae. The coding region runs from base 448 to 2403 and encodes 651 amino acids. The record is from RefSeq and is a predicted model, not a curated record. The transcript has a single exon.